Letharia lupina is the source of this 423-nucleotide messenger RNA. RefSeq lists its product as uncharacterized. Lineage: Eukaryota; Fungi; Ascomycota; Lecanoromycetes; Lecanorales; Parmeliaceae. Bases 1 to 423 code for a protein of 140 amino acids. The record is from RefSeq and is a predicted model, not a curated record. The transcript has 4 exons.
AUGACACCCGCGUUCGGCUUCUCAGUGGGGGAUCUCAUCAGCGCCAUAGGUCUCGUGAAAAGAGUCACCAAGGCGUUGAAGGAGACAGGAGGAGCUCCCACGGAUUAUCAAUUAGUGGUCAUCGAGCUCAAGGGUCUGAAGAGCAUACUGCGACACCUCGAGACGUUGAAGCCCACCAAAGAUAAUGUCACCCACAUCAACGCCAUUGGCGGCAUGGCUCUUGCGUGUCAGCUGCCUCUGCGAGACUUCAUGAUCGCUUCGAGCGAUGGUGAGGAAGUCGAGCGUUUACGGGCCGUGGUUGCAGCAAAACCCAUCAGCCUCAAUCUCCUGCUCGCCAUGAAUACGUCGCAAACGCUCACACCCAUGGAUUCCCCGGACCAAGAGAAGCACAGCGACCUGAUGUCAAUGGCUGCCGAGCUUUGA